Chinchilla lanigera (long-tailed chinchilla) is the source of this 2504-nucleotide messenger RNA. It is a transcript of the gene Ptdss1, whose product is annotated as phosphatidylserine synthase 1. Gene Ontology annotation, biological process: phosphatidylserine biosynthetic process. Gene Ontology annotation, molecular function: L-serine-phosphatidylethanolamine phosphatidyltransferase activity. The transcript has 13 exons. NCBI's taxonomy places the organism in Eukaryota, Metazoa, Chordata, Mammalia, Rodentia, Chinchillidae. The record is from RefSeq and is a predicted model, not a curated record. Bases 113 to 1534 code for a protein of 473 amino acids.
CGUCAGACCCAGCCCGCUGCCGGCCUCGUGCCUGCCGCGGCUCGUCUCCCCAGCGGUCCCAGCCCCCGUGGGCCGGGACCGCUGCCUCCGCGGCAGCACGGGGAGGCGGGCCAUGGCGGCCUGCGUGGGGAGCCGGACCCUGAGCAAGGAUGAUGUGAACUACAAGAUGCAUUUCCGGAUGAUCAACGAGCAGCAAGUGGAGGACAUCACCAUCGACUUCUUCUACCGGCCGCACACCAUCACCCUGCUCAGCUUCACCAUCGUCAGCCUCAUGUACUUCGCCUUCACCAGGGAUGAUUCUGUGCCAGAAGACAACAUCUGGAGAGGCAUCCUCUCUGUUAUUUUCUUCUUUCUUAUCAUCAGUGUGUUAGCGUUCCCCAACGGUCCCUUUACUCGACCUCAUCCAGCCAUAUGGCGAAUGGUUUUUGGACUCAGCGUGCUCUACUUCCUGUUCCUGGUCUUCCUCCUCUUCCUGAAUUUCGAGCAGGUGAAAUCCCUAAUGUAUUGGCUAGACCCAAAUCUUCGAUACGCCACAAGGGAAGCGGAUAUCAUGGAGUACGCGGUGAACUGCCACGUGAUCACCUGGGAGAGGAUCGUCAGUCACUUCGACAUAUUUGCCUUUGGGCACUUCUGGGGCUGGGCCAUGAAGGCCUUGUUGAUCCGGAGCUAUGGUCUGUGCUGGACAAUCAGUAUUACUUGGGAGUUAACUGAGCUUUUCUUCAUGCAUCUCCUGCCCAAUUUUGCUGAGUGCUGGUGGGACCAAGUCAUUCUGGACAUCCUGCUCUGCAACGGCGGCGGCAUCUGGCUGGGCAUGGUCGUUUGCCGGUUUUUAGAGAUGAGGACCUACCACUGGGCCAGCUUCAAGGACAUUCAUACCACCACUGGGAAGAUCAAACGGGCCGUGCUGCAGUUCACCCCUGCUAGCUGGACCUAUGUCAGAUGGUUUGACCCCAAGUCAUCUUUUCAGAGAGUGGCUGGGAUAUACCUUUUCAUGAUCAUCUGGCAGUUGACUGAAUUGAACACCUUCUUCCUGAAGCAUAUCUUUGUGUUCCAAGCCAGUCAUCCAUUAAGCUGGUGUAGAAUUCUCUUCAUUGGGUGCAUCACAGCUCCCACAGUGAGGCAGUACUAUGCUUACCUCACCGACACGCAGUGCAAACGUGUGGGGACACAGUGCUGGGUGUUUGGGGCUAUUGGUUUCCUGGAAGCUAUUGUUUGCAUAAAAUUUGGACAAGAUCUCUUCUCUAAGACCCAGAUACUCUAUGUUGUGCUGUGGCUUCUUUGCGUGGCCUUCACCACGUUUCUGUGCUUGUACGGCAUGGUUUGGUACGCGGAGCACUAUGGUCACCGGGAAAAGACCUACUCAGAGUGUGAAGAUGGCACCUACAGUCCAGACAUCUCCUGGCAUCACGGGAAAGGUACAAAAGGUUCAGAAGACAGCCCACCCAAGCAUUCGGGCAACAACGAAAGCCAUUCUUCCAGGAGAAGAAACCGACAUUCCAAGUCGAAAGUCACCAACGGAGUUGGAAAGAAAUGAAAGACCGUGGUUGAUCAAAGAUGUUCCAGAGAGUGCCUAGAACUGAGAGGGAGGCGGAACUCGCUUGGACCUCCCUGUUAGGGGAAACAAAAUGUGCGCAGCAAGUGGGAAGAGAAGGGGACUUCGGGGGUCAUUAUUUGAGAGUGUAAGUCUUGUUUCCCAUAGACCUGGCCACAUCAGGCAGACCGUGGGCUGGGGUCCUUUGCCCAUUUGGGGUCUCGCCUCACUUCAGCACUUGGCAUGCAGUCCCCGGUAGCGGUACAGUGUUGGGAGGAAAACAGCUCUUGGCCCGCAGUCGCUAAGAGCAGCUCUGUGCUGGGUGACUUGUGGAUGCCGUGUAAACAUCUUCGUUCAGACAUGGCCUUACCCAGGUAGUUAGUGGGCUGGUCACCAGAUUUUAUUUUUAUGAAUCGGCCUUUUCAUUUGAUUGAUUUAAGUUCAGGCCUCUUUUUGUCCUUCUUUGUUGUUGUUAUUGCUGUUGUCGUUGUGUUCCAAUUCAGAUGCUUAAAAACUUUCAGGAUUCGCUGCUGAGUUUGAAAUUGGGAGAGGGUUCCCUUCCCUUCUAGAGGAAAAAUGGGGGAGCUUUUGUGUUGCUCUUCAGCACCCUUGACCCGCCCUUUUGGACCAUCAGCCACGUAGCGGGCACGCAGCAGCCUGAGGAAGGCUUCGCUGCCCACGCAGGAGGCUGGGUUUUGAUGGGAACCGUUUAGUUCCAUUCCAAAUGUCACUGGUCCAGACGUACCCUGGCCUGCUAGCGGGGUGAACGCAUAGCCUUCCCCGCCAGGUGCCUUUUAUGCGUGCUGUCUCUUUCCACCGUGUGUCACCCACGUUGUGCUUCAGUCCCACGUGAGGUGCUGGUGAGUAUUACCUGUCAGCCGUGCCAUGCUCCAGAACAUCCUCCUGAUAGUUCACACCUCCGAUGGAUCCCUGUUUGAAAUAAAACAAUUCACAUUAAAGCCCUUCAACAGUC